UCUCCGUCCGAAGCGUUUAGCAGCUGGUUUGUUGGUUCCAUUAAAUAUUAUAUUGACGUUCUGAACGUCAUCAAAGUCGAUUUGGACAUCGGAUCGGUUGAAAUUCAAGAAACAUGGCUUGCAGUAGUGAAUCAUCCCAAUCAUUGCCAUCUAAAUCUAAAACCGACACCAUUGAGAGUCCUAAAGUUGAUGAUAAUGUUACAUCUUCUGGCAGUCAAAUUCAGAUACGCGUGAUAACUUGUGAUUUGACCAACGAAGUACACUUCCGUUUGAAAACUGAGGUAGCGAUGGUCCGUUUGAAAACCGCAUACUGCAAGAAAAUGGGUCAUCAGGUGGAUGAGAUACGUUUUGUGUUCGAUGGUCAUCGAAUCACCGACUGUGAUACACCAAAGUCGUUAGGUAUGAAAGAUAAUGAUGUCAUAGAGGUAUAUCAAGAGAGAACUGGCGGUGGUAUGUAAUGAUUGUAUAAACAUAAGUUGUUUAAUUUGAUCCACUAUGAUUCAUUUUUAAUCCUAUUUC
Messenger RNA from Diuraphis noxia (Russian wheat aphid), 519 nucleotides. Its product is annotated as small ubiquitin-related modifier pseudogene. The record is from RefSeq and is a predicted model, not a curated record. NCBI's taxonomy places the organism in Eukaryota, Metazoa, Arthropoda, Insecta, Hemiptera, Aphididae.